AUGCCACAGGCUGCAGACAUGAUCAAUGUGGCCUUCCUGACCGACUCGGAGCGGGAGCUGAUCCUGGAGGUGCUGCGGAGGGACGAGGAGCUGAGGCAGGCUGAGGAGCACCGUGUCCGGUGAGAACUCCCCUUCCCGGCUGCAUCUCAAUAUUCCUAAAGUGGCUUCCUCCUGCCCUUGUCUCAUUUCCUUAAUCGGAUCUGAAAAGACAGGACAGAUGAAAACAAUACAGUGGAUGGCUGGUGGGAAUUUAGCAUUCACCUCAUCAGCUCAGUAUUUCACAAGUGCAGAUGGAGGAAGUCACUAGACUUUCGACAUCCAGUUAGGCAAAGAUGUCAACACAGACACCAACAGGCAAGGGUCUAACCAAUGUCUCCCCCUCCCCCAUUGUUUCAGGAAGCUGAAGACGGAGCUGCUGGACAUAAAGAGGAAAGGGGCCAAGCGUAGCAGUGGGAGGUACAGUGAGCACAGCUGCGGCCGCUGCCAGGAACCACUGGGUCCACUGUCUGCCGGCUCCAGCCAGUGUAGGGCAUGUAAAUACCAAGUGUGCCACAACUGCUGCUCAGUGCGCCCCAAUGGAUCCUGGGUGUGCAGUGUGUGUGCUAAAGAGGCGUAAGAAUCAAUUUUUCUGUACUGUACAUCACCCCACCCUGUCGUAUAGCAUCUCCAUAGCGAUGAUCCCUGUGUUUGCUGUAUCUAUAUGCAAAGUGUGGUGUUAUUAUUAGUUUCUAAGUCUCUCACUGUACAACGCCCACGAGGAGACGAUAAUAUUUUCAGCAGGUAUACAUUGUGUGUGAGCCGCGAUGCACGCUAUGCAUAUCUGUUGCAUUCUAAAGUCAUGUAAAAAAAUAAAAAUAGGGCAGCGUUUUUGCACUGUCAGCAUGUCACCCUUAGAGUUGUGGUCCAUACAUUUGAUUAUGUUUUAACGUGGUGGUAAUGUGUGGUAUUAUUUUCUCCAGUGAUCUGAAGAAGUGCACUGGAGACUGGUUCUGUGACCAGCGAGUCAACCGCUUCUCCACUAUCACUGGACACGACAUAGUGAGAAAUUCCCUCAAAAAGAGGCCCCCAUGUGAGUCCAGGAAACACCAAGUUGUGGGCAACGCUCUGUUCAAUUGGAAACUAUAAUCAACUCUCACUGCUGGUGCAGAAUGGAAUGUCAUUGUCAGUGUUGUGUCAGCAUAGGAAUUUGUCCUAUUUUCUCUACUCAAUUUCAAUAUUGAAUGUAAGAAGCUCCAUUACUGCAUAACUUUUGUUCAUGUACUUUUUAAAUUGCACUUCCCAGUAAUAUAUUCCCUAUCUGAAUGAAUGAAGCCACUGUCAGCAUAUUACCAGUUGCCUGUCAUGCUAAAGCUCGGUAUUCUGUUUUAGUGAGGGAGAACAUGGGAGAGCUCCUGUUGAAGAGUACAGAGUUGAACCCCAGCCAGCCCCCCACCCCUGUUCCCCGACCCAGACUGAGGGACCUAGCAGCCUCCAACAAGGAGUGAGUCCUAUUUCCAUCUGGGGGGACAACACAGGCUUUACAAUCAAUAGUGUGAUGCAGUUACUGUAAUAUGUGGAUGGAGUUUCAAGUCAACAUAUAACAUUUUGACACUGUUAUUUCGACAAUCUCAGUCUGCUAGACGAAGCCUCAGAAGAAUCAGUGGGAGUUAAGACCAAGGAGCAGCAGGAGCAACAGCAGCGCAGGGACACUGAGUCUGCAGAGAAAGCCAGCCUGAACAGUGUCAUGACAGAGACUGAGUCCUCUCUUGGGACUCCUCUCUUACCAAGGUAAGUCUACAUCCAAACAAAUAGGCCUAUAGCAUUAGCGCUACAUGCUAACAAAACUGCUAUUGGGAUGUUUGCUCAUUAUGAAUGGUGUUUAUGAUCCAGGAAGGAGGAGAGCACAGGUCAGUCCAGUCCAACAGGGUCCAUUAUGAAUGUUCUAGUCAAAGCAGACCACAUCAGUAGCCACAGCUCCACCUCAGACGCAGACACGGUGAGGAGACCGUUUACCCAUCAAUCAGGUGUUGGGGUCAAUUCCAUUUCAAUGCAGUCAGUCAGUCAAGUCGGCAAGUGAAAAGGACACAUGAAAAAUAAUGGAAUUGACCCUAACCCUGUAUUAGUCCUCAUGUCUCCAGCCAAUACAUAUUAUACUGUCACACCUGACUGUAACCCUUGUCUCUUUCCAUAGUCUUCCGUAGUGAAUUGUCGUAGUGUUAGUCCCUGCACAGGGUCUGUCGCAUUGGAAGAUGGCGGCGUGUUCAAGAAGAGCAUCAGACGAGUUCAGAAACCCUCCGGUGAGACUCUUGUGUGUCUGUCCUCUCAGUAGCCCUGACUCCCAAACUCUAUUCAAAUAUUGUUGUUUUUAAGGGCUUCCGGCCUGCUUGAGUUAACGAAGACAUGCUCCAUUUAAUGUGUCUCCAUGGGUUUCACUCAGAAUUCACGUCUGUGCUGGACCUGCGUGAGGAGGGGGCUGAAGCAUCAGAGGGCUUUAUGGGUGACAGGAGCAAGUCUGUGCCUGGGCUCAAUGUGCUGGUGAGCAGUAACCCUUCCUCAUUACAGACUCUAAAGCAUAAUGCUUCACUAUACUAUAAAAUACUUUCUUAUAGUGCUAGUAUUGAAGAGAAAUGCAGUUGCGUUGUAUUUUUCAUGAUUUGAAAUUGUUUGCUGCGCUUGCAGGAUGACGAGGAGGAUGAUGAAGAUAUUGAUAACUUGGUGAGCAUCCAUAGAAAGGUGGCCUCAAGUACCUCAAAUCUUCGCGGCUCCAAGGUAAAUGCAUGCGAUUCUCACUUAUCCUAUUUUCAAAGGUUCUAGUUAGUGUGUGAUGCUAUUUUUAGAGUUCCUCAAGAUAUUUCUCGAACCAGAACUUUGAGACAAUUCAGUAUAUCCUGGUUCGUGUUGUGAACUGCUGCCUAAUUAAGUUACCAUGGCAACAAAAGCUCACGCUCAGAUUUGCUUCAGGGCAUGCAAAUCUGAGUCUGACCUUCAUUGUCACCUUCCUCAUUUGUAUGCUUUCCAGGAAGUUCAUGUUACUUGAUUGGAUACUCUACAUUUACCUUUCUCGUCAACAUUUUUGCUCAUUUUGAAUUCCAGGUAGUCAAUAUCAAUGCAUUCAAACCAACUACUAACAUAAUUAUGUCUGUCUGUCUGUGUCCACCACAGAGCACACUGGGCAGUCUGAUGAGUAUUUACAGUGAGGCAGGAGAUUAUGACAGCGUGGAGGUGAGCGGGGACAUAGUGUUCUCUAUCAGCUACGAUGACACCACCCAGAGCCUGGCCGUCCUCAUCAAGGAGUGUCACUCGCUGGCCCAUGGGGACGCCAGACGCCAGCACUCAAACCCGUGAGUGUCCCCUCAGGACUAGGGUCUAGUAGUUAUCUCAGUAGGAAAUGAUGGGUGCAUCUCAAUAAUGUUUCCUCUCCUUCAUAUCCCCACAUCUGAAGACACAGGGUGGAUGAAAGUCAUGGUGGAUGCCGAUCUGGAAUUUUCUUUCAACAAAGCUGUUUUACACUAUUCAGAUGCAUUCUAUCAUGUCAUUGCCAACAGUGAUAGUAUCCCCCACUCCUUCAAGUGAGACCAACACUCUAUUCUACUGUAGGUUUCAAUUAGUCUCGUCAUGUUUUCAUGAUGACAGUAGAUGAGAAGCGCUGUAGAGAAUGAUUCCCAAUAAUCCUGUUGUUUACUCUAGACACACACUUCAGUGCUAUUACUGUAUGACAUAACGUAGAUCAGGGUUCCCUAACUGGCGGCCCGCAGACCAAAUUUGGCCCGCGGGUGGUUUUAUUUGGACCCCCAAGUUUUCUGAGCAACUUUUAUUUACUUAUUUUGUUAGACAUAAUACACAAAAAAAAAACACCAGGAAAUCAGCUCCAAGUGAUUUUAAUUUAAGAAAUCUGUUCCCAAUUAUUCCCAUGCAUAAUAGAGAUAUAUGUGAUCAUAUAAAAAUGUAAGCAAGGUUUGAAAUUAUUAUGUUUUAGUCAAACAUUAUCUGUUUGGGCUUCUUGCGGUCAAUUUGCCAUCUACAAAUUAUUUGUAAUUAUGUACCGGCCCCCCGACCAUCCGCUUAAGAGAAAAUCGUCCCGCAGAUGAAUCUAGUUGAUGAUCCCUGAUGUAGAUCAGCUUAGAUAAGACCCUGUCCUGUUUACAAAAUGUUUGAUGUGCCCAGAGGUCAUUAUCAGAGUUCCAAAGGAAGAAUUGUGAAGGUUACAUUUAACGGAAGAAAAAUACGAAUUUGUAGUUUGGAAAUGUAGGCACUAAUUGUUUUGUAGUCAACAUAUACUGAACAAAAAUAUAAACGCAACAAUUUCAAAGAGUUUACUGAGUUAAAGUUCAUAUGAGGAAAUCAGUCAGUUGAAAUAAAUUCAUUAGGCCCUAAUCUAUGGAUCUCACAUGACUGGGAAUACAGAUAUGCAUCUGUUGGUCACAGAUACCUUAAAAGAAAUGGGGCCUCAGGUACUCAUCACGGUAUUUCUGUGCAUUAGAAUUACCAUCAAUAAAAUGCAAUUGUGUUUGUUGUCCGUAGCUUAUGCCUGCCCAUACCAUAACCCCACCGCCACCAUGGGGCACUCUGUUCACAACGUUGACAUCAGCAAACCUCUCGCCCACACGCCAUACACGUGGUCUGCGGUUGAGAGGCCGGUUGGACGUACUGCCAAAUUCUCUAAAACUACGUUGGAUGCGGCUUAUGGUAGAGAAAUGAACAUUAAAUUCUCUGGCAACAGCUCUGGUGGACAUUCCUGCAGUCAGCAUGCCAAUUGCACGCUCCCUUCAAACUUGAGACGUCUGUGGCGUUGUGUGACAAAACUGCACGUUUGAGUGGCCUUUUAUUGUCCCCAGCACAAGGUGCACCUGUGUAAUGAUCACUGUUUAAUCAGCUUCUUGAUAUGCCACACCUGUCAGGUGAAUGGAUUAUAUUGGCAAAGGAGAAAUGUUCACUAACAGGGAUGUAAACAAAUUUGUGAGAAAUAUGUUUUUUGGGCAUAUGGACAAUUUAUGGGAUCUUUUAUUUCAGCUCAUGAAACAUGGGACAAACACUUGACAUGUUGCGUUUAUAUUUCUGUUCAGUAUAGUUUCUUGGUAUUGCAGGACCAGAUGGAAUGACUUAAUUUGAACUCUUUAACAUGUAGAAAAAUAUUCCUAAUGUUUUUUUGUCCUGCAGGUAUGUCAAAUGCUACCUUCUCCCUGACAAGUCUCGCACGGGAAAGAAGAAAACCAGCAUCAAACGUAACACAGUGGACCCCACUUACAAUGAGACCCUAAAGGUGAUGGCCUCUGGAACUGCAGAAGAAUUACUGAACAAACUGUGGACACAUCUCUUAUUACUCAAUGGCUGGUCGUUAAGUUGAUAAUGCCUCCACCUUCAGUAGGCAGUAAGAUUGAUACCCUGAUGAAGACAGCUUGUCUGUCGAAACGUUGGUUAUUAGGUUAUUAAAUUAUUGCAUCUGAGAGUGUGCAGCUCUCCUUCUUUUUCAAGUAAGAUUGAUAUUGGCAUUCAAGAUAAGGAGAGUUAAUCGCCGUUAGUGACUGACAAACAAAUAUUUAUUUUGUUGCUGCCCUUUUUUAACUCAGAGUAUAGUGAACAGGUAACUCCGAUGCAAAGGCCAGGGUGGAUGGAAAAAUGUACUAAGAUGUAGUUGACGGAUCAGUGAGAGCAGGGUGUCACUCCCUCACACUUCCUCUCUUCUCCUCCUCCAGUUUUCCAUCAGUCGCUCCCAGGUGCUCAUUCGUUCCCUCCAGCUCUCCGUCUGGCACCAUGCCCGCUUGGGCCGUAAUGCCUUCCUUGGAGAGGUGGAGGUGCCUCUGGACUGCAGGGACCUCGACGCCGGCCACGAGGAGUGUGUGGCGCUCAUGGGAAAAGUAAGCCUGAAUAGUCUCCAUCACUAGGGCUCAGUUGUUCCUGGUCAGGUCACAUGGUCAGAAAACAUUGCAGGCCCUACACAUCAAUCACUAAAUGUAUUUCUAAUCUACAGUAUACAGUACAACCCUGUGGUCUAGUGGUUUUACUGACUAUUGUCCUCUAUAGGCGUCACCACUACAGUCCUCUGCCUUCUCUCAGUACAAAGGAGAACUGUUGAUUUCCCUGAAGUACGUCUCGACCAAGAAACCACCCACUGAAAAGACUAAAGGUAGGAGUGUCCGUGUCGACAGAACAGCUCAGCCAGCACUAUCUGUGUCAAACCAAUCCCUACCAGUGGCUGUCUGACACCACUAUCUCCCCUAGGCAAGACUCUCUCUCUAGGCAAGAAGUCAAAGACGGAGCAGGGAGGGGAGUUGCACGUCUUGAUCAAAGAGGCCAAGAACCUGACGGCAAUGAAAGCAGGGGACACGUCGGAUUCCUUUGUGAAAGGGUUAGCUGACGGCAUGAUGUCACUAUUUCUUCACGUUCACUCUAACAGAGAUGAAUUUCUUUUGUUUCAUCAUCCUCACUCGAGAGAUGGUGCAACUCCAGCUCAUUUGAAGAAAAACAUACUUUAUUGAUUACAAGGAUAUAGCAUUUGUUUCAGCCACCUAGCCUUCAUCAAAAUGUAAUCCUUCUCACUCAUGCUUUUAAUCCUAGGUACUUGUUGACAUCGAAGGCCAAGUCCACUAAGAGGAAGACUCCGGUGGUGAAGAAAACUCUGAACCCUCACUACGACCACACAUUUGUGUUCAAAGACCUGACCCUAGACCAGCUAAGUGAGAUGUGGCUAGAGCUGACCGUGUGGGACAGGGAGGCCAUGUCCAGUAAUGACUUCCUGGGUGGGGUUCGACUCAGCACAGGCGCAGGUAAUGACACAACACCUUGUUAUCUUCUUGGGUGGGGUUCGACUCAGCACAGCCACAGUUAAUGACACACAACACCUUGUUGAUUUAUGGUGGGGAAGUAUUAGCCUAUAUCCAUCAGCAGUAUUGCUCUACCGUUUUAUGUGUUUGAUUCAAUAUUUACUAUUCAGUUGUAGGUCACCUAUUUUGCCAAUGUUAAAGUUGGUAGUAAAGUGAAGCUACCUCAGAGUUCAAAUGGCCAAGAUGCAGUAGGCCUAUUGUUAAAAUUGCUUCAAAAGUAGGACUAAUCUCACUCCCAGACACUUCCGUCCAAAUGUGUGAAAGGUCUGGUGGACUAACGUGUCAAACAUUCGCUUUCGUUUGCCAAUACAGAAAGACCGGGAGAAACCCCCAGGGCAAAUAGCAUUGGCUUCAUCGGCUUGAUCUACCAAACAAUCCCACAACCCCUUCUCCCUAACCCUCGCAGUCGUGUGAUUUGCUAAAAUUAAAUGACAAAUACUUUACUCAGUAGGUUACUCCCAUAGAAUUCUAUGGUCAUUCCAACGUAGGCCAACUUUGAAUCAUUGAUAUCCCAGGCUUAUAUGUGCUGUGUUCAAUAGCCUGGGGACGAGGUUGGGACAGGACAGACCUACUUUAGUUCAGUGUUUCUGGUGUCCUACUUUUCAGCCACACUGAAGGUUGGGAAGGAGGAAGUGGAGGCGGAUUCAACAGGGGAGGAGGUGACUCUGUGGCAGAAGAUGAUGCAAUACCCUGACUCGUGCGCAGAGGGCACUCUUCCAUUACGCUCCUCUAUGGGCAAGAACAAGAGCAAGAGCAAGUGA
This is a messenger RNA of Coregonus sp. 'balchen', 7561 nucleotides long. The record is from the annotation of a GenBank genome assembly. Lineage: Eukaryota; Metazoa; Chordata; Actinopteri; Salmoniformes; Salmonidae.